CAUAUUUACCUUUUUUGCCCGACAAGUGAAAUCACUUCACUUUCCACCAACAACAAGUUCCCAAUUUUUUUUUUAUGAAAUUCUGGAAAAAGUCGAAAAGUUUUAUACAAAAUCUAUUUACAAACAUGGACACUGAUGAACUGGAACCCAUGGACAUGCUAGCAUAUAUAACUGAGGAGCUACAGGGACGUUAUAAGGCGGCCAAAGAUGUAGCAGCACAGGCACAAGUUUUUCAAGAUUUUCUCAGGCGCUGGGAAGCAGAUAGUGCUUUGGAUGUGUUAAGAAAACAAAAUUAUAAAAUACAAAAAGAUCUUGAUUGGUUUAAUGUGAGUCAGCCCUUGACCUUGGAGGGUUUAAGGGGAAAGUUGGUGGUUUUGGAUUUUUUUACUUAUUGUUGCAUCAACUGUAUGCACAUAUUACCCGAGUUGAAUGCUUUAGAGAAAUUAUACCCCAUUGAUCGUGGGCUGGUGGUGGUUGGUGUCCACAGUCCCAAGUUUGAAAAUGAAAAAGAUGCUGCCAAUAUUUUAUCAGCUGCUCAACGUUAUGGUAUUGAACAUCCUAUAGUUAAUGAUCCACGCAUGACUUUGUGGCGUGCCAUUGGCAUACGCUGUUGGCCCACCUUGAUGGUUUUGGCUCCUAGUGGAGCUCCCUUGCUAAUGUUAAUGGGUGAAGGCCAUGCCUUAUUUUUGGAACGUUUCACGGAACAGGCAUUAAGAUUCUUUGCACAAAAGCAAGAGCUUAAAGACUUCACUUUACCCCUAAAACCUUCUUUAGAUCUGUUGCCUGCCUCUAAAUUGAGAUUCCCCGCCAAAAUAGCACGCAGUGAAGAGGGCAAUUUUGCCGUAGCUGAUGCCGGCAACAAUCGUAUAUUGGUUUUUAAGCCUAAUGGCGAUGUGCUGCAAAAAAUCGGUAGCGGUGUAGCAGGCUUGGCAGAUGGUGAUUUGGAGACCUGCCGUUUCAAUUGUCCCCAAGGUGUCGUAUUUCUCAACAAAGACACUCUAAUAGUGGCCGAUACCGAAAAUCAUGCCAUACGUCAAGUCACUUUAAGCUGUAAAUCAGUCGAAACCCUAGCUGGUACUGGACAGCAAGGACAUGAUCGCCUGGGCGGUAAAAUUGGUCCGCUGCAACAGAUAUCCUCUCCCUGGGAUGUAGCUGUUUUUAGGACACGAGAUAUGGAUAUGUCUUUUCAUUUGGACGAACAAAAUGUACCUGAGAAAACCAUUAUUAUCAUUUCAAUGGCUGGUACUCAUCAAAUAUGGGGCUACUUUCCGGAAGGCAUGAUUUGGUGGAAAUUCAAAAAGUUCGAACCACGUACUUGUGUUUCUGUGAUUGGCAAUGGAAUGGAGGAGAAUCGUAACAAUUCAUAUCCACAAAAUGCUGCAUUUGCGCAGCCUUCGGGAUUGGCUAUGGCCAAGAACUUUUUGUAUAUUGCGGACAGUGAGAGUUCGAGUAUACGCAAGGCAUCCAUGGUGGAUGGUAAAGUUUUGGCUGUUGUGGGAGGAGAUCGUAAUCCACAGAAUCUGUUUGCUUUCGGUGAUGUCGAUGGUAAACAAUAUGCAGCUAAACUCCAGCAUCCUUUGGGACUUACUUAUAAUCAUAUUAAUGGAAAGGUUUAUGUCGCCGAUACCUACAAUCAUAAACUUAAAGUUAUCGAUGUUGACGCAAGCACCAUUGAAACUUUGGCCAUAAAACAACACAAUGAUGAUACUAAACUGCAACAAUUCAAUGAACCAGCUGGCCUAUGUUUUGACACAACUGGACAAUAUAUGCUUGUCUCCGACACCAAUAAUCAUCAAAUAUUACGUGUUAAUAUGCAAACCCUAAAAGCAGAACCAAUUAAUUUAAACUUCCAAAAGGCCAAUAAUUCAGACGAAACUGUUACCGAUGGUCCUUUGCGUUCUGGCUUAGAAUUACUUAAAAGUCUUCCUCUAAAACGUUGUAAACAAUUAAGUUUACAAGUUUCCAUUUCACUGGAUGAUCAGUUGAAAUUUACUACAGAUGCUCCUCAGAAAUGGUCUCUUAAUAGUGCCAAUACAGCCUUAAAAUCAUUAAAUACUAAAGGUUCUUUAGACGAUGGUAAAUUUGUAUUACAAUUGCAACGUCUGGAUGAGCUUAAUGCUGAUGUGCCAAAGGAAAACAUUAAAUUGGAUUUAUCUUUAAGUCUUUGUGAUGCCAAAAGUUGUCUUCUGAAACGUUUUUCGUUGGUUCUCAACGAUGAUGGGGAUACUGUAACUGGAAAUAGUUUAACUGCUGAAGAGUGUAUUGUUCAGGUUCAUAUUACACCAAAUGGUGUACGACUUUGUUAAGUUCUUAACGAAAAAAAAACAAACAGUAAAGUUGAGAUUAUUAUUGUAUUAUUUUAUUUUGUGUAACACUAACCCUCUUUUUCAUAAUCAAUUUUUAAUUUUAUAAACAACUUCCAUACAAAAUUUGUUUUAUAAACCUUUGAUACAUUUAAAAAUUGAUUAUGAAUAAGGCCUUAAUUGUUUAAUUGGCUUUUUUAUUAUGUUAUAUUUGUACUAAACUACUAACAUAAAGAAAUAAAUUUAAAAAAAAAACAACAAAAAUUUAAGUGUUCUUUAUAAGAUUUACAUCUUACAAUAAAUAAUUGAUAAAAAAUGA
This is a messenger RNA of Calliphora vicina (urban bluebottle blowfly), 2622 nucleotides long. Its product is annotated as NHL repeat-containing protein 2. Gene Ontology annotation, molecular function: protein binding. The transcript is spliced from 3 exons. NCBI's taxonomy places the organism in Eukaryota, Metazoa, Arthropoda, Insecta, Diptera, Calliphoridae. The record is from RefSeq and is a predicted model, not a curated record. The coding region runs from base 75 to 2306 and encodes 743 amino acids.